Molecule: messenger RNA, 1788 nt
Organism: Neltuma alba
Lineage: Eukaryota; Viridiplantae; Streptophyta; Magnoliopsida; Fabales; Fabaceae
Product: E3 ubiquitin-protein ligase At1g12760-like
Exons: 5
Coding region: 237-1397 (386 amino acids)
Biological process (GO): ubiquitin-dependent protein catabolic process; protein ubiquitination
Cellular component (GO): plant-type vacuole
Molecular function (GO): ubiquitin protein ligase activity
Source: RefSeq, a predicted model, not a curated record
GCCUCCCAACCAAUUCACCGUCUCAACCCUUGAAGUUGAGUUUGUGUCCCAGUAUUCAUACGAUUUGUCAUCCUCGAUUUCGCGUCAAGCGCUUGAUCCCCUCAACAUUUUAGAUACUCUCUGAUUUUAUCUUCUAGGCCGAACCCAGUCAAGAAUCAAGACGAGCAGUUCCAAUUUCGAGUCAGCUUUGAUUUGAAGCUUAUCUUUUCGCCCUGCUUAAAGGGAAUACGCAAGAUAUGGCGACGACUAGGUCAUCGAAUCCUUCCUCCGAUGACAUAAUCGAUUCGACGCCAUUCAUAGCAAAUUCAGGCGGUUCUUCCGACGAAUUCAAUUCUGGCCGGCGAUUUGUUCGCAGGCAGAGCCUGCGCCAAGCGGCUCGGUUCCUGAGGCAGGCCAGUGGGCGUAGGAUGAUGCGCGAGCCAUCGAUGCUGGUCAGAGAGACUGCAGCUGAGCAAUUGGAGGAGAGACAGGGCGAUUGGGCUUAUUCUAAACCCGUUGUGAUCCUUGAUAUUAUUUGGAACUUCGUCUUUGUUGUUGUGGCUGCUACGAUUUUAAUUUUGAGUCGAAGCGAGUCGCCGAGCAUGCCUUUGAGGUUGUGGAUUGUGGGCUACGCUCUGCAAUGUAUCCUUCACGUGUUCUGCGUUUGCGUUGAAUAUAGGAGACGGAGGCGGCUCCGGCGGCGCCAGUUUACACCAUCCUUGGAUGCAGCGCAUGGAAGGACGGGCAGCGGUGGGAAUCUGAGUCUGGGUUCGAGAGAUGGUUCUGGGCACUAUGUGGCAUUGGCGCAAUUCAACGAGGAAGAGGGUACAAGUGUAGCAAAGCAUUUGGAGUCAGCAAACACAAUGUUUUCAUUUAUCUGGUGGAUCAUCGGAUUUUACUGGGUAUCAGCUGGUGGUCAAUCUUUAGUCCUCGAUUCUCCAUUUUUAUACUGGUUAUGUAUAGCUUUCCUGGGUUUCGAUGUUUUCUUCGUUGUAUUCUGUGUUGCGCUGGCAUUCAUCAUUGGUAUUGCUGUAUGCUGCUGUCUUCCAUGUAUUAUUGCACUUCUAUAUGCCGUUGCAGACCAGGAAGGAGCAUCAAAAGAAGACAUUGAGCAAUUGCCUAAGUUCAAAUUCCGAAGAAUUGACAAUGAAGAGAAAGUUGCUGGUAGUGCACAAGAACGAGUUGGUGGAAUAAUGACUGAAUGCGGCACUGAUUCACCGAGUGAACACAUUCUUUCUGAAGAGGAUGCGGAAUGCUGCAUCUGUCUAUCUGCUUAUGAUGAUGGCGUUGACCUUAGAGAACUUCCUUGUGGUCACCAUUUUCACUGUGCCUGUGUGGACAAGUGGCUGUACAUUAAUUCUACUUGUCCUCUCUGCAAGUAUAACAUCUUGAAGAGAAUCAACCAAGAGGAAGCUUAGUGGACCCAAAAAAUUUUCUAGCACUCAUGUUGAUGAAUAGGUAUAUUUGUUGUCCGGGUGUGUUAUGCACAGCAUGUUAAUAUACUUCAAUCCAGGCCAAUUUGGCAUUGGCUUUGAGUUGGUGGGUGUAUUGAGCUUGUUCAGUGCAUUUGUGCCAGAAUUAUCUUGAGGCGAUAUGCUGUUAAUGUGAAUGUAGUAUGUGAAUACUUAUCAAGUCACCCUAGUUGGCUGUAUGAUCUGUAAAUUCACCACUGGACGUUGUUCGGUCUCAUGUGCCUAUGUUGAGUGUUGUUAGGUUCUUAUAAUAAAGACAGUAGAAAGAGAAAGGUUUGAGUGCAUGUAAGAAAUGACAGGCUGUUGGGCAAUUUGACUGUGACUUGUGUUUUUAGUA